Neoarthrinium moseri is the source of this 432-nucleotide messenger RNA. RefSeq lists its product as uncharacterized. Gene Ontology annotation, cellular component: spliceosomal complex; U5 snRNP; U4/U6 x U5 tri-snRNP complex. The record is from RefSeq and is a predicted model, not a curated record. The transcript has a single exon. Bases 1 to 432 code for a protein of 143 amino acids. Gene Ontology annotation, biological process: mRNA splicing, via spliceosome. Lineage: Eukaryota; Fungi; Ascomycota; Sordariomycetes; Amphisphaeriales; Apiosporaceae.
AUGGGUUCCGUCGUCCUCCCCCAUCUCACCACCGGCUGGCACGUCGACCAGGCCAUUCUCAGCGAGGAGGAGCGCCUGGUGUGCAUCCGUUUCGGUCGCGACUGGGACCCGGACUGCAUGCGCCAGGACGAGGUGCUCUUCAAGAUCGCCGAGCGCGUCAAGAACUACUGCGUCAUCUACCUGUGCGACAUCGACCAGGUCCCCGACUUCAACCAGAUGUACGAGCUGUACGACCCCUGCACAAUCAUGUGGUUCUUCCGCAACAAGCACAUGAUGAUCGAUCUGGGUACCGGAAACAACAACAAGCUCAACUUUGUGCUCGAGGAUAAGCAAGAGCUGAUCGACAUCUGCGAGACCAUCUACAAGGGCGCCAAGAAGGGUCGUGGUUUGGUCGUCAGUCCCAAGGACUACUCUACCAGAUACCGAUACUAG